AUGCAGCCUACUACCGACAGCAAGAAGCCCCGUGAGCGCGCCGUCAGCUCAGACAAUGCCAAUCCCACCAUCGUGCUCAAUCUGCCGGGUUUCCGCCUUGCCGUGCUGACUAGCGCCUAUGACUCGCUGCUACGUUUUGAUGUCACCCUCAGCUCGGCUGCAUCGCUGCUGCUCGGCACAUACGUCGCCUGUGUGCUUGCCUGGAACAUCCUCUCGGUCGUUCUUACCUCGCUGGCACAUACUGCAGCGUUCGCGCUCAUCAGCUUCUACACGUUUAUCGGCCUCGCCAUGCUGUCCAUGGAUACAGCAGACGAAGCAACUGCUUUCAAGAGAAAGGAGCUCCAGGCCCCGGCUGCUCGUCGUCGUGUGCUGGCGCACCUCAAUAGAAAUCGCCUUUUGGUCAAUGUGGUUCCGGGAGACAUACGCCGCCGUGUGGAUAUGAAUCUAGGCGAAGCGAGCAUUCGCGUCGGCAAAGCAUUCGUGCAGGCGGUGCCUGACAAGCGCAAACCCCGUGAUAUUUACCUUGUACGUGUGGACUGCGGCGCCCAGUCGGCUACUCAGGAAAAACACAUGAACCCCGUAAUUAUGUGGGACAUAACUGCAACCUUUGGCGAGUUCAAGCAACUCGAGCGUGACCUUAAGAAGGAACUCAAGGCGAAUAAGCAGUCGCGUGACGUCAAGGUGCCGCACAUCUCGAGCGGCGCUGUGCUCUUCGUGCAGCCCGAGCUCACGGACCACGUGCUCAAUGCGCGCCGAGUACGUCUGCAGACGUUUAUCGACGCUGUGCGCUCCGACCCAGUGCUCUCCUCCACGGGAUGCUUGCGCAAAUUUUGUCAAGCGUACUAAUGUGCUAUCCCGUUGCUCUCUCUGACCGAAGGAGGGUUUUGCAACGGGAGAGAAGAUCGUGCUGCUUCGAAUGGAGAACGAAUCCAUCCGCGGUGGACACGAAAAUGAAGAUACCAAAGCUUCAAUUGUAUGUAUGAGUGGGUAUUCAAGACAGGCGCCAUCGGGCCACCGUAGUGGGAGGUGACGACGUUUCUCGACGAUCGAAUGCGGCGUUUUCUUAUGCAAAUUAUAAACACGAUCGCGCGUAGCCACUCUGACGGGAGUACGCUACGCACGAACUAAAGGCGAGCAACACAGCAACCGUGUGACGCUUGAGCCGACCGGAGGCCAAUAGUACAGAGAUCGACUACAUGACAAUCUUUGCGAACGCAGGGAGAAAAAAAUGUAAAUAAUGUAAAGUUGCU
This is a messenger RNA of Phytophthora infestans T30-4, 1250 nucleotides long. RefSeq lists its product as uncharacterized. Lineage: Eukaryota; Oomycota; Peronosporomycetes; Peronosporales; Peronosporaceae. Gene Ontology annotation, molecular function: phosphatidylinositol binding. The record is from RefSeq and is a predicted model, not a curated record. The transcript has 2 exons. The coding region runs from base 1 to 846 and encodes 281 amino acids.